This is a messenger RNA of Aedes aegypti (yellow fever mosquito), 5475 nucleotides long. Its product is annotated as roundabout homolog 3. The coding region runs from base 1133 to 4438 and encodes 1101 amino acids. The transcript has 6 exons. Gene Ontology annotation, biological process: cell adhesion; axon guidance. NCBI's taxonomy places the organism in Eukaryota, Metazoa, Arthropoda, Insecta, Diptera, Culicidae. The record is from RefSeq and is a predicted model, not a curated record. Gene Ontology annotation, cellular component: plasma membrane. Gene Ontology annotation, molecular function: protein binding.
CCUUCCUGUGUAUGUUUGUUCAUGUUUCGUUCGUAGAAUAAUUUUGACUGCGAAAAAGAGGGUACAUGUUGUGUUUUGGGAGUGUUUUCUUCGAAGGACGAUUUUCCACUUUUCCACCAUCGAUUGGGUCCCAAAUAUGUCGCAAAGUGGGCAAGAACUGUGCCGGAGUUAUGGUUUGGUGUCAUUAGUUGAUUGAAGUGCGUUCGAAAAGUGCAAUUUGAAUGUGGAAAAUUUUGGGACCUGAACAGCCAAUUUGUCCACACAACAUACAGAAGUCGCAGAGGAAAAGUUUCGUUCAUUUUUUUGUUCUGCCUAUCUCCCGUUUGAAUGCAGUGAGCUGAGAAGAAUCGAUUGUGAUGGCGAGGGGGGAGUGUGAAGCGGUGUGGGCAAGAGUGUGAUGGAAAAAGGGCAAAUGUUGUUCGGCAGCAGCAGCAGAAGCAUAUUGUUGGGGUGUCUUUUCACUAGAUAGUUUUUCCACAUAGUUGUGUAUCAUUUCUAAAUUCGGUUUCCGUGCGGCGGCGAGAGAGAGCGAGAAAAAAUGGAUAAAAGUUAGAAAAGCUGACGGGCAAAUUUUCCUAAUUUCCAGCACGUUGCACGUCGAGGUGGAUGAAAUUUUGUCCACUUUUUUGGCAGCCCGUCCAGUUGUUGGAUUUUCCAAUGUGUCUCCACUCUGUGAAUCUUUCCUUGAACCCUUUUUCCCCGUUUGUGAUGUGUGUGACUAUUUUCCGGGUGUUUCAAUCGAUACGACUCUUCACGUUUCUGGCUAAUAAGGAUCAGUGAUCGACAGGAAAAAUGUUGAAAAGCUAUUGCUUUUGAAUCAAAAAGUGCACAAAGUGGAAGUGAAAAAUCCACCAGGAAGAAGAAAAAGAGGAAAUCCCAUUCACACCCUAUUGUUGGCAAAGAAGCUAAAAAAACGAAUGAAAAGUUUACAAAAAGAAUCCACUAUCCUACAUAUCUCAAGUGAAAACAAAUUAUAGUGAAAGCGAUAAAACAAGAAGAAAAGUAGGCGAAACCAGUGCAUUUCCACAGCAUUCUACGACUGAAAAAAAAUAAAACACAUUCAAGGAGAAAAAGCCGGAGCAGUACAAUACCAUUUAGUACAACAAAGAGCAACAACAACUGCAAGGGAAAUAUGGAUCAAUGUUCGAGCCUGCUGGUGUCUGCUCUGUUCAGCACAAUUAUCCUCAGCGGUUUAUAUAAUCCAGUCGAAGCACAAUUGCGGCCUCGGAUACAGGAACAUCCGGCAGAUGCGGUCGCUGCCAAGGAGGAACCGCUGACACUGAACUGCAAAGCUGUUGGGCGGCCCCCUCCCGACAUCAACUGGUACCACAAUGGGGUGCCGCUGGGGCCUUCUGAUAGGCGAGUGGUGUUACCCGAGGGUUCGCUGUUCUUUUUGAAGGUGAUGCAGAACAAGCGCGAACAAGAUGCCGGAGUGUAUCACUGUGAAGCGCACAACUCGGCAGGUGUUGCAGUAAGCCGGAAUGCUACACUGCAGAUCGCCAUGCUGAAGGAUGAGUUCAGAGCGAUGCCCAAAGAUACCGUGGCAUUGGUAGGCGGGCCAGUGAUAUUGAACUGUACACCGCCACGAGGCAUUCCGGAGCCUUCGGUGCUGUGGAUCAAAGAUGGAAAACUGCUGGAUAUAAGCGGGAAACGGUUGAGCAUGGUCGAUUCCGGAAGUUUGAUGAUAUCUGAAAUUCAGCCAAACGACACUGGCAAGUACGAAUGCUCGGCGCAAAGCAUGGCGGGAACGAAAACCACGCCUCCUGCGUACUUGAAGGUUCUGGCGCCGCCUACUAUAGUUAAAAGCCCACACGAUACAGAAGUGCUAGAAGGGGAGGGAUUUGAUCUUCCAUGUGAAUUGGCGGGAGAUCCGAAGCCGGUGGUUACCUGGCGAAAGGAAAGUGGACGUCUUCCAGAGGGAAGGUCGAGGAAAUUGUUGGACAAUACACUAAGGAUAGAAGACGCUCGGCAGGAUGACGAGGGAAAGUACAUCUGCGAGGGUCAUAACGAGGGUGGGAACGUAACUAUCUCCGUCUAUUUGUACGUCUACGAAGCACCUACCUUUAUGGAAGCUCCGGUAGAUGUCGUCAUCAGGGAGGGUGAAGGAAUCACCUUACCAUGCCGAGCCAAGGGACGUCCCGGAGUGCGUAUAUUUUGGGAUCGUAUCGAUAAACCACAUGUAAAUAGCAGCGGCAGUAAACCGCAAAGCCAAGCGCAGAUUGCCCACAAGCCAUCUGAGAAGUCCAAGCGGAGCAUUUCGCUUAAGACGACUGCAAAUCACGUACGUUCCUUUGCACCGGAAUCGGUGGGAAAUUGGUCAAUUAAGAUAGAGCCGGUUUCUGAGAAGCAGCUGUUUCAGCUACCGCAUACCUCACGAAUGCAUUCCAUACGAAAGAAGCGUGAUGUGACCGAACCGAGUAAUGAGUUGGAUGCAAUUUCCAGUACGACUGCAUCAUUGUUAAUCAGUAGUAGUGUGGUACACUUUGAAGAUAACGGAGGACUUACGCUGAAGGCGGUCAGCAAGGCAGAUGAAGGUUGGUAUGCAUGUGCUGCCAUCAACGAGGCCGGCAGUAUCGUGAAGAAGAUCUUCAUUAAAGUUCUGGACAAGGAUGAAUCAUUGGAAGCUCGAAAGGAACAAAUCCACACUUACGACCAAAGCCGAUGGGUCAGUGAGCAGUUCAUAGUCCUGAACAACGUGUUCACCAUUUCGGCUAGCUCCAUCGGAAUUUCAUGGGACGUCACGGACAGCGCAACAAAGAUGCCCCUGCGGAUGUAUUACCGCGUAGCAAGCGAACCAAUGGAUAAUUUCAUCUACAACUCUACGUUCGAAAGCCAAGUUACCACGAGCAAUCUGAAGGAACUGACGUUGAACGAUCUGCGGCCAUUCACGGAGUACGAAAUCUUCGCCAGUAUACCGGAGGGGUUGUCAGGGUCGGUGUCCAACAUCCGAAGGGGCAAAACGCUGGACGGACCACCAUCGGCGCCCCCAACGGAUGUAAGAGUCGGAGUUAUCAAUACGACAGCGGCUUUCGUACGGUGGUCACCGCCACCGGUUCACAUGCUGAAUGGAGAGCUCACUGGUUACAAGAUCCAAAUCAAAUCAAAUGCCACGAACAAGGUGCUUGGCCAGAUGAUUUUAAACUCGACGACACAAUCCGUGGUCAUCAACAGUUUGACUCCGGGAGCUAUGUACAUUGCCAAGGUUGCUAGCUUGACAUCUGGAGGAAUAGGACCUUACAGUCUACCGACUUCUCUACACAUGGAUCCCCAGAACAUUGUCAGGUACCCAAAGACCGACCCCACUCCGAGCUACUGGAUGUCUUCGUGGAUGUCCGGAACGGCUCUCGUGAUUCUUUGCGUAUGUCUAAUAGGUGGUGCGAUAUUUGCUAUUUUCUGGACCGUUCGUAAGAAACAAUCUGUGAAGGCUUCCUAUCCUGGUCCUUCGGUGACUACGAUCAUUCCAGACAAACAGCAUACCUUAUGGCUGCAUGGAAACACAUUGGUAAAGCCAUCACAUUCCUUGGAUCCUCCGAGUACUUCGGAAUACGCCGAGCUAACUAACAAUACUCACAGCCUCAAGCCAAAUAAUUGUGUUCCACCGCCGGAGCCAUACGCCACUGUAACACUCCAGCGGGGUGGAACCAUCGCAGAAGAAUCAUGCAUGAAAUGUGCAAACAGUCCAGUAUCCAGCGAGUACAAUGCUCCACUUAGGGAACCAAUCAACAUAUCAGACGUGCUGCCACCACCGCCAGAUCAUCCAUACGGUACAUAUCGCCCACCGACUAGCAUGACAAUCCGGACCAAUCCGGCUGCUCUGUCACCGCAAAUGAUGCGCAAGAAUCACGGUCCUCCCCCAAUGCCGAACCGAUGGGACACUAUGCCACCUCCCAUUCCAAGUUUCCCACAAAACUGGAUUCGACCACAUCACAUGAAUCCAGCCCUAACGAUGAACAACCCCGAGAUGUAUUCGGAGAAUGACUACGAAAGCGGAUCCGUGUUGUACGAGCAGUGCUACCGACCGGAUCAGAUGCCCCCAGUUCCUCCACCCAACAAUGGCAAUCAUUUCUUCAGCCACGCUGGCGAACCGACGGAGGAGUUCUACCGUCACAUGAACAUGGAGUUCGCCCAGGACAUGGGCUUCGAACCUGCCAGCCCUCCAGCUCCAUGCCCGGAGACGCCCUUCAACAGUAAGUAUCUCAGUGGGCCCGGAGCUGCCGACAGUCCCAUGAUAUCUCGUAAGGUAGGAGUCAAUACGACGACUCGGGCACAUUUGCCCAACAGUGCGUCCAAUAAUAGUAACAAUUACAACAGCCAGCACAGCACUGGCCAGAGCUCCGAAAGCGACAGUGACAACCGGUGGGCACCUGCCCGAACGAAACGCAGUAGAAGUAGAUCGAAAAGUAGUGAUAGAAAAUACAAUCGGACUCUCAUUCGAUAAAGUUUUGCCCGACGCUAUCCAUACCUACGCUAUUAAACAAAAAAAAACACAAAACAAGCUAAUCUUAAGCUCUAUUAUACACAAAAUUAAUUAAAAACAAAGUAGGCAGUUCAUGCAAAGGAAAAUCCCUAUCUUUCUUAGUAGGCUCAUUAACUUUUACCUUUAAAGACAAAAGUAUGAAAGCAAAGCAACAUUAAAAAGGGAGCUCUGUAAUCAGUCUCUUUCUCUCAAUCAUUCUCUUACUCACUCACUCUUAGCGCUCUUAUCUCCCCCCAAAACAGCCGCGGUGCGUAUUUAGAUAUAUGGGGAGACACGUAGGUAUGAGGGAAUCGUUUAACCGCAAGUAAUUUAUUUCCUAACAAGCGACGGAUGUUGAUAAGGUCGGUGGACGGAGGUACAAUGCGUAAUUUGUGUUUCGGCGAGGGAACGAUGAUUUGCUCUGGAUUGAGCCGUAAUAAAGCGUCAAGAGGCUCAGAUUAUUAAUAGGUUUAGUUUAGUUAAUUUAAAACGUGAUUCGCACAACUGUAAACCGUCGAAACAUAUUGUUAGUGGAUAGUUUUUGUAAGGUUUGCCACCGCAUAGAUCGUAUUAGUUUACUGAAAUGGGAUAUUUGCACGUCGGUCGAUAAGCCCUAGGGUGGGAAAAAUGUGUAUUUGCAUAUAGUUUUGGUCCAGCUGGAUUUUGCAUAUACGCCUCCUAAUAACAUUUUUGUAUAUGUAACCUACCGGGUAUCCUCGUGGGUUUGACCGCAUUUAAUCUGAACACUUUGUAAUUUGUACCCCGCUAAUUUGCACAUCGUUCAACAUAAAGAUGUUUCAAACGUCAUACAGCUCAUGGAACGGAGUUAGGGUAUCUCGGUGUUACACGCCCCAUCCGGGCAAUACGCCCCUCUUCAAUAUUUAACAAACCAGAUUCAAUAUGAAAUUGAAAAUGACAGGAAAUCCAUACUAUUCAUGAGACUGUCUCACAAUGGAAAUCUGACAGUUGUAACGCGCAGUAAAACAGAGAUAAUGCAAAAAGUAUCAAAAGUCGAAUUU